AUGUCGGACGGUAUCGGUAUCGCAAACUUGCCCAACCAAAGGCAUAAGAUCACUUCUCAACAUGGCGCUCAUUUCACCAUCAUGGUAGUUGGUGAAUCCGGUCUAGGCAAAACGACGCUCAUCAACACCCUCUUCGCUACUGAGAUUUGCGCUCCAAGGAAUUACCGUCAACGAUUCGCAAAGCAAUUAGACAAAACCACUGAGAUUGAGAUCCUCAAAGCCGAUCUGGAAGAGAGAGGUUUCAACAUCAAGUUGACCGUAAUUGAUACACCUGGAUUCGGUGACUACGUGAACAACCGAGAUAGCUGGACACCUAUCGUCGACUUCAUUGACGACCAACAUGAAUCAUACAUGAGACAGGAACAACAACCGCACAGAAAGGAUAAGCAAGAUUUGAGAAUUCAUGCUUGUUUGUAUUUCGUUAAGCCUACUGGAACGACCCUCAAACCCCUCGAUGUCGAAAUCAUGAAAAGACUCGGUACCAGGGUCAACCUCAUUCCUGUGAUUGCUAAAGCAGACACUAUGGUUCCAGAGGAUCUACUCAACUUCAAGACUAUUAUCCGCGAAGUUGUCGCUGCCCAAGGAAUCAAGAUCUACACUCCUCCCGUUGACACUGAAGACGAUUCAGUCGCUGAGCACGCUAGGAUCAUGCAAUCAGUCAUGCCAUUUUCCAUCAUUGGAAGUACCCAAGACGUAACCACUCCCGAUGGAAGAGUUGUCAAAGGUAGAGAAUACCUCUGGGGUGUCGCCGAGGUCGAGAACGAAGAUCACUGCGACUUCAAGAAACUUCGAUCGCUGUUGAUCCGAACAUACAUGUUAGACCUGAUAACGUCGACUGAGGAGAAUCACUACGAAGCUUACAGGCUGGCACAAAUGGAAACUCGUAAAUUCGGUGAACCCAAAGUUAGAAAACUUGAUAAUCCCAAAUACCGUGAGGAAGAGGAGAUGCUCAGGAAGAGAUUUACUGAACAAGUUAAACUCGAAGAAUCUAGAUUCAGGCAAUGGGAACAACAUCUCAUCGCUGAGAGAGAUAGACUCAAUAAGGAUCUGGAACAAGCUCAUACCGCUAUCAAAGCUUUAGAGGCCGAAUUGGAUCAAGUUGCCGCUUAUCACAGACAAGGAGGUACAGUCGGUCGACGAUAG
Messenger RNA from Kwoniella botswanensis, 1143 nucleotides. RefSeq lists its product as uncharacterized. Gene Ontology annotation, biological process: intracellular protein localization; cytoskeleton-dependent cytokinesis. The record is from RefSeq and is a predicted model, not a curated record. Gene Ontology annotation, molecular function: GTP binding; GTPase activity; molecular adaptor activity. Bases 1 to 1143 code for a protein of 380 amino acids. Gene Ontology annotation, cellular component: septin complex; microtubule cytoskeleton; cell division site. Lineage: Eukaryota; Fungi; Basidiomycota; Tremellomycetes; Tremellales; Cryptococcaceae. The transcript is spliced from 12 exons.